Molecule: messenger RNA, 4422 nt
Organism: Galleria mellonella (greater wax moth)
Lineage: Eukaryota; Metazoa; Arthropoda; Insecta; Lepidoptera; Pyralidae
Gene: Bmcp
Product: mitochondrial uncoupling protein Bmcp
Exons: 7
Coding region: 261-1145 (294 amino acids)
Biological process (GO): transmembrane transport
Source: RefSeq, a predicted model, not a curated record
UUCGAUACAUCACUAAUUUAUUUCAUUUGAUCUAUUUGAUCGCUAAUUUUUUUUUGUCUUAGUAUUAUCGCACAAGUUUUUAAUUUCUAAAAUAAUGUCGUGAUAUGAAAUAAUAGAAAAACUUGCUUCUACUUUUAUUAUCAUUAUAGAGUUUCGCAAUUUACGUGAGAUUUACCGUGCUGUGUUGUGUUUGCUAAACGUGGAACUCUCCACCGGCUGAUUUUUUAAAUAUUUUUAUUGUGAUUUUUUGUGCAUAUGUAAUGGGUGAUAGAGACUGGAGACCGUUUGUUUACGGCGGUUUGGCGUCGAUUGUCGCGGAAUUUGGUACCUUCCCAAUCGACACAACAAAAACUCGACUCCAGGUUCAGGGGCAGAAGAUUGAUCCGAGACAUGUGGAGCUACGGUAUACGGGCAUGGUGGACUGCUUUAUAAAGACAUCGCAGCAGGAAGGAGUCAAAGCCUUGUAUUGUGGCAUAUGGCCUGCAGUACUGCGGCAAGCUACAUAUGGCACUAUAAAGUUUGGCACGUAUUAUUCCAUGAAGAAGGCAAUAGCGAAGCACCGAGCCGACGGUGGCACCAAGGAGCACCUGCUGACCAAUACAUUUUGUGCAGCGUUCGCUGGAGGCCUGUCUAGCGCCAUUGCCAAUCCUACUGAUGUAUUAAAAGUUCGAAUGCAGACGGGCACGGAGCGCGGCGGCGUGGCGCGGUGCGCGGCGGCGACGUGGCGGCGCGAGGGCGCGCGCGGGCUGUGGCGCGGCGCGGGCGCGACGGCGCAGCGCGCGGCCGUGAUCGCGGCCGUGGAGCUGCCCGCGUACGACGCCUGCAAGCGCCGCCUGCUGCCCGCGCUCGGCGACGCGCCGCCCAACCACCUCGCCUCCAGCCUGCUCGCCAGCCUCGGCAGCGCCGUCGCCAGCACGCCGCUCGACGUCGUCCGGACGAGGUUAAUGAAUCAAAGGAGAGUCAAGGACCAUAUAGCGAGCCAGCAUGAAGUUAUUUACAAAGGAACCAUAGACUGCUUUAUGCAGACGGUGCGCAACGAGGGUUUCCUAGCACUGUACAAGGGUUUCGUCCCAACCUGGCUGCGGAUGGGUCCGUGGAACAUAAUUUUCUUUAUCACGUACGAACAGCUGAAACAGUUCUACUGAGUACCCAGUACGCUCGCCGCCGGCCCGCGACUACGGCGCUAGUCGUUUAAAUAUGAUUAUAAGGUUAUGUUGUCGUAUCGGUUCGGAAAUACUGCUGCUGGAUGUUGAUUCCAAAGAAUGGUUGUGCGUGGAAGAAAGUGCCUUGAAAAACGCACGGUGGAAGACCGCCACUCGUCUAGAUGAUUGGGAUGAGACUUUAGUUUGUAGCUGUUGGUAAAAAUAGGUAUGGGUGGAAGGGAAAGGGUCGAUAAGGUGCAGGGUAAAGGUAAAACUAAAGCAGUGACUUUGACUUGAUUAGAAUUGUUUUGUUUAAUUCCACUACCAUAAGUAUGCGUGCGAUUGCUGCUAAUAUUUGAGGAUUAGUUACUAUUAUUAUUAAUAGAAGUUUUACUGUUGCUUGCAACCAAAUGUUUUUUUUUUUUUAAUUAUUGUUUAUUUCCAACUUGUGGUGCCACCUGGUGUCGUAAUAUAGAAUUAGUUGUUGUGAUGGUGACCGUAUUUAAAACUGGUCGCUGGUCGGUCGUUCUGCGUCCAUAAAUAAUUAUUUGCUAAUAUAUAUGUGAAAAUACACUAGUUUUGUAUAAAACAAUGUUUAAAUUCUAUAUGCAGUUCACGCUCUCAUUACGAGUACUAUUAGUCAUCGAUCUCCGACCAUUAUUCAGUCCACGCACAUGUUGCGAUAUGUUUCUUUAAAUGAAGCAUCUUCAGGUUAUUGUGAUCGUUGUUUAAAGCCUAUUGAUUGAUAUAUAAUAUAUUAAGCAAAUGUUUUUUGUUUUUUUUUUUUAUAUAGUGUGUUGUACUAACAUAUAUGCCCUCUAAGACUGCACGCGGAGUCCUCACUCAUUUGUGGCUGUAUCUAGUUAUAAAGUAAAGAAUAUUGUAAAUAAUCAUCGGUUUCGUAUCGAAUGUAGUUAAGGGGGGCAGAUGAAAACUUUUUAUAGCAUAGCACAGGGAUAACAGUUCAAAAACCGUCGAUAUUAUUCAUAAAACUGGACAACUUGGUCACAGAAAGGUCGUUGAAAAAUGGUUGAGGUAAAUAAAAAAAAGUUAAUAAAUGCACUUAAAAAAGUUGUUAGUUGUAAGUAUAUACUAUCUAAUACGACUUGAAUAUGUCUUGCAAAAAAAAAAAAAUUGUAGUAAGAUUGUUUUUCUUGACACUGGCAAAAUCAUCGGAACCCCGAUUGGGCUAUAAUUAAAAACAAAAAAAAUAGUUUUUCAUGUGUACACACUUAGAAUAGACAUGUUUGUAUGUUGUGCUCAUUUUAAACGCCGAUAUUAAUUUUGCCUUUAUUUUGAAAUAAAUACAAAACUUGUUUUUACUUUGAAUAUGUUUUUGUAAAUAUAUUUAGUGUUAAAAAAAAAAUAUCUGUCAAAGUGGUGUGUAAAUACAGAUAGGAGUUUCUUGAAAGGCAAUUUAAAUUUUUUUUUUCUAAUAUUCCAAGAUAAGGAUUGCUAUACAUAUGUAUUAGUAUUUGGUAGUUGUGUGUAUUAUUUGAUUGUUAUUUAUCAUACAUGUUAGGGUGUAAUCAGCAGUAAUCACAUCAGAUUUUCCCAAGAAACUACAGCAUGGGGUUCUUCAAAAGGGGGGUAAAGAGGUUUCUUCAGGGUCGGCAACGCGCGCGUAAUACAUCUGGUAUUGCAGGCGUUCAUAGGCUACGGUAACCGCUUACCAUCAGGUGGGCCGUAUGCUUGCUUGCCACCUCAGUGGUAUAAAAAAAAAUUAUUACAUGUAUCAUAUCUCUACAUUAAGGAAAAUAAUAGAGUUUAUAAUUACUCCUCUCCAUCCAAAGGUUGGCUGGAAGAGAUCGCUCUUAGCGAUAAGGCCGCCCAUUGUUUUCUCAUUGUGAUUAUUUCUUGUAAUUGUUUAUAUUUAUUUACUAUUGUGAUUGUAUUUGGAGGAAACAAUAAAGAGUAUCUAUCUAUUUUAUGUACCAUAUAGCUCGGAAGAUAUUUUCGUAAAUUGUCAAUGUUUCUUAUAUAUCACAAUAGUGUCACGCUAAUAUACGACUCGCCUGAUGAUUAACGAUUACUGUAGUUACACCUGUAGUAGGUACACGAUGUCACGUAUUGUUAAAGCCAGACGAAACCACAUGUCUAUAUCAAAAUUCGUGUGUCCGUUCACACAGACCGGUUCGGAGAGAGCAAAUUUUGAUCACGUUCAAAAUAGACUUUUAAAAUCAUUGUAAUAACGUUUAAUUUUAUAUCUCACUUCAAAAAGAAUUAAUUUCCCAAUUCGGUUUUUUUAUGUUUGAUACCUCAUAACUCCGUUAGUCGUAAAUCGAUUUACAUUUCUUUAUCUGAAGCAUACCUUGCUUAUAGAUUGGAUCCAUAGAAAUUUUAUUAAAUUCAGUUUAGGGGGCAUCCAUUAAUUACGUGAGCUCUUUUUCGAUCAGUUUAGACUCCUCCCCCCCCCCCCUUUUGAUUAAGGUGAGAUUUAGUGAGUUUUAUCUUGACCUCCCCCCCCCCCGCCCCUUACGUGAAAUUGACGCAAAAAAUAUUUUAACCUUAAUUUAUAUUUAUUAUUCGGGAAAAUAAUAAAUCGUUCAGGUAUAUAAUUAUUUUAUUUAAAUUAAAUAAAAUUCAAAGUAAAAACAAAAACAACACUUUCUUUAAAAUUUUUACUCAAUCCAUGGAGACUCGUGUAUUUUUUCAAUCGAAAUAAUUGGACACAUAUCAUCUGGGAUUUCUAGUAGUGCAGGAAGACAAUCACUGGAAACGUCUACGUUUAUCUUUAAUAUUUUAGUAAUAUCUUUAAUAUUUUAUAUUUUUUGAAGUAGACGUGAGAUUUUUUAUUAUCCCCCCCCCCUCAGUUUAAAUGAGAUUUGAUGAGAAUUCAUUAGACCCUCCCCCCCUAUUCUGAGCUCACGUAAUUAAUGGAUGCCCCAUUAGUAGUUUAGUUUUUAAAUUAAAAUGACUAGUUUUGUCACAGUUAAAGUCAGUUUUUUUGCGGAACAUAAUCUUAUGUUAUAUGGGAAUGCUCGAAAGCCGACAAAAGAAGUCAAUGUAAAAAUAAACCUUAUUUCAACGGUCUAAAACUAAACGCGACCAAAAUCUACUCUCUCCGAUCCGGUCUAUGUGAACGGACACUAAUUAGACAUUUGAAUCGGAUGACAUCGAAGCUUAUUUAUUUAUAGCUAAAAAUAAUAGAAUACUUGACAUUACCUACGUAAUCCUGUAUGCCACUCCUGUUUUCCCGUAUUAAAUGUACUACGUUAUUAUAAAUGUUAGUUACAAAGAUCAAUAGCCAAAUUGUUAAAUAAAUGAUGUGGAUAUUUAA